Molecule: messenger RNA, 740 nt
Organism: Sturnus vulgaris (Common starling)
Lineage: Eukaryota; Metazoa; Chordata; Aves; Passeriformes; Sturnidae
Gene: SLIRP
Product: SRA stem-loop interacting RNA binding protein
Molecular function (GO): RNA binding
Source: RefSeq, a predicted model, not a curated record
GCCAGAAACGAGGCGGCACUGGGGAAUAUGCGUCGGGCACGAAAGGAAACAGCAGGUGGAGAGAACAGGCUGCAGCGACACCACCACAGCCCCGCACUGAGACACCGCGCAGAGGGCGGGACGCACUCCGAGCCGCUCGCUGCGGGGCACGGGCAGAAAGAGCCCAGCAUUACCUGGCCCCCAGGCGCAGAGAAGUCCACCACACCCCGCAGGUCGGACGCGUCGCGCUGCCGAUAGAAACGAAAGAGCCGACGGAAUGCAUCCUCCCCGCCCUCGCGGGUCAGGGCCGCCGCCAUUUCGGGCCGGCCGGGGCGGGGCCGCCCCUCCCUCUCUCCGUCCCUCCCUCUCACUGCAGUCGCGACAUGGCGGCGGCCAGUGCGGUGCGGGCGGCUGGGCGCCGCUCCCGGCAGCUCUUUGAUAUCUUCGUGGCUGAGAUUCCCUGGACGGUAUCGAGCAAGGAGCUGAAGGAAUACUUCUCCCAGUUCGGGUCGGUGCAGAGGUGCCAGCUGCCAUUCGACAGAAAUACAGGCUUUCACAGACGUUAUUGCUGGAUUAAAUUCUCAACUCCAGAAGAAGUUCAGAAUGCGUUACAGAAGGACUCCCACAUUCUUGAAGGUUCCAAGCUCACUCUCAAACAGCAGAUCCGUAGAAGACACAGUCAGAGAAGGAAUCCGAGUGAGUGAGUGGUGGAAGGAGGCUUUAUUUCACUAAAUGUAAAGAAACUAAAUAAAGAUUACUGA